This is a messenger RNA of Cynara cardunculus var. scolymus (artichoke), 2669 nucleotides long. Its product is annotated as pentatricopeptide repeat-containing protein At1g30610, chloroplastic-like. Gene Ontology annotation, biological process: chloroplast organization. The transcript has 9 exons. NCBI's taxonomy places the organism in Eukaryota, Viridiplantae, Streptophyta, Magnoliopsida, Asterales, Asteraceae. The record is from RefSeq and is a predicted model, not a curated record. Gene Ontology annotation, cellular component: chloroplast. Gene Ontology annotation, molecular function: protein binding. Bases 1 to 2643 code for a protein of 880 amino acids.
AUGCCAGUAUUAACUGUGCCAUAUCCUCAUCUGGGUUUCUUUCCUUUCGAUCAAAAUGCAGUCACGCCUUCAAAUUAUACCCAACGGUUGUAUUUUCCCUCUAGGUUUCAGACAAUUGUUCUUGAUGUUACCGGAAAACGGAGAAGAAUCGGAAAGAUUGUUGUGUUGAGAGCACAGUCAGGUAUGGUGAUUGAGAAACAACAGGAAUUCAAGCCUUCAUUUGACGAGUAUUUGAAAGCCAUGGAGACUGUUAAAACUCGUCGGGAAAAGCGCAGCGCCUCCACCGGAACUCCGCCAUCACCCCCACCUAAAAUUGAUGAAGGGACUGUUGAUUUGAGUGAUACCGAAGAGCAAAUUAGUGUUCAAAAAGUGGUGAAUUUGAAGCAAGAUGAAGUUAAGAAGACAUGGAUUCGAACGAAAUUGGAUUCUAGAGAAGCUCGAUCGGGUGCAAGUGCAAGGGUGAAAGAUACUAAUAUAGUUGGAAAAAAUGCCCAAAAAUACGUUAAAUUUCAAGGGUAUGUGAAGGAUGCUGCCGUAGAUCAAGGAAGAGUUCUCCAGGUGAAGAAACUAAGUGGGAGUGGUGCAAUUGACCAGCCAAGCGUGUUGCUGAAUUCAAAUCAAGGUGAAAUUAUGAAGAUUUGGACUAGAAAGAAUUCAGAUUCUAAAAGGGUCAAAGCUAUGGAUACCAAUGGCUUUAAGAAUUUGGAUUCUAAAAGGGUCAAAGCUACGGAUACCAAUGGCUUUCAAGAAACUGAAACAAGGCAGGCUAAAUUUCAAGAAAAGAGCUUUAAUAUGAAGUGGGGUUCAGAAGUAAGGUCUGUAAGAAAUGGAAGUUAUAAGAUGGAUGCUGUUGUAGAUAAAGAAAGAGUUGUCCAUGUGAAGAAACUGAGUGGGAAAAGUGAUCAAGUGGUUAAGUAUGAUAAUUAUGAUAGUAUGGAGGUAGAAAGAGCUGCUUUUAAAUCACUUGAGGAGUUUCAGGAUGUUUGUGACCAGCCACGGGUCUCGCGAGUCGAUAUGGAGGAGAGAAUCCAGAGGUUAGCAAAGUGUUUAAAUGGUGCAUCGAUCGACACUCCUGAGUGGAAUUUCUCUAAGAUGAUGAGAAGUGCGAAAAUCAGAUUUGCAGAUUUUUCAAUGAUAAGGCUUAUCCAGAUCUUAGGAAAUUAUGGCAACUGGAGGCAAGUGCUUCAAGUCAUCGAGUGGAUGCAAUCGCGAGAACGCUUCAAGUCUAACAGGAUAAGAAACAUUUACACUGCGGCACUUGAUGCACUUGGGAAGGCAAGAAGACCGGUGGAAGCACUAAACGUGUUCCACACAAUGCAGCAACAUAUGCCUUCUUAUCCAGAUCUUGUAGCUUAUCGUUGCAUAGCUGUCACCCUUGGACAAGCAGGUCAUAUGCGGGAACUUUUUCAUGUGAUUGAUAGCAUGAGAUCUCCUCCCAAAAAGAAGUUCCCCACGGGUGUUCUUAAAAAAUGGGACCCACGACUAGAACCAGAUAUGAUAGUCUAUAAUGCUGUGUUAAAUGCGUGUGUACGCCAAAAAAGUUUAGAAGGCGCGUUCUGGGUAUUCCAGCAGUUAAAGCAACAGGGCCAAAAACCUAAUAGCAUAACAUACGGACUUGUAAUGGAGGUAAUGCUUGAAUGUGAAAAGUAUAAUCUGGUACACGAGUUUUUCAAAAAAAUGCAGAAAUCUUUUAUUCCAAAUUCUUUAACUUACAAAGUUCUUGUAAAUACGUUUUGGAGGGAAGGAAAAGUUGACGAGGCCAUUCUGGCUGUUGAAGAUAUGGAAAGACGGGGAGUAGUUGGUUCUGCAGGACUUUAUUAUGAUCUUGCUAGAUGCCUUUGUAGUGCGGGAAGAUGCGAGGAGGCUCUUGUGCAAAUUGAAAAGGUAUGCAAGGUAGCAAAUAAACCUCUGGUGGUGACUUAUACCGGGUUAAUUCAAGCUAGUUUGGACUCUGGCAAAAUCAAAAGCGGAAUCUACAUAUUCAAUCACAUGCACAAGUUUUGCUUCCCAAACUUAGUUACAUAUAAUGUUAUGCUCAAAGGGUAUCUUGAUCACCAUCUGUUUGAAGAAGCAAGAGAGUUGUUCCAUAAAUUAUUGGAGAAGAGGGGACAUGUUACAAGUUCAGCCGAUUACAGGCACACGGUGUUACCAGAUAUUUAUACUUUCAACUUGAUGUUAGACGCCUGUUUGGUGAAUCAACGAUGGGAUGAUCUCGAGUUUUUCUACACACGGAUGCUGCAACAUGGAUACUACUUCAAUACAAAACGACAUUGUCGAAUGAUACUGGAAGCCUCCAAGGCUGGAAAGGUGAAUCUAUUGGAAACAACCUGGAAGCAGUUGAUUGAAGGUAAUCAAGUUCCACCACCACUUUUAGUUCAAGAAAUGUUUUGCAUGAACCUGAAGCAAGAAGACUAUGCUUCUGCUUUCUCCUGUUUAAUCUGUCUUCCGUCAACGGAAUCACAUAAAUAUUCCCGGAACUCGUGGUUGCAUCGUUUCAACGACGAUCCCCACCUUUUCCGGGAGGAAACGCUUCUCCAACUGAUCGAUAAGAUCACCAUUUUGUCGAUUAGAAACGAAGAACCGAAUACAAUAUUUUUGAAUUUGUUGAAAUCUUGUAAAGAAUUCCUAGCUAUCCAAUAUUAGAAAUACCUUGGUAAUUUGUAUGCUAA